This is a messenger RNA of Chenopodium quinoa (quinoa), 1697 nucleotides long. Its product is annotated as RING-H2 finger protein ATL1-like. Bases 393 to 1439 code for a protein of 348 amino acids. Lineage: Eukaryota; Viridiplantae; Streptophyta; Magnoliopsida; Caryophyllales; Amaranthaceae. The transcript has a single exon. Gene Ontology annotation, molecular function: transferase activity. The record is from RefSeq and is a predicted model, not a curated record. Gene Ontology annotation, biological process: protein ubiquitination.
UGAUCACUCUAGACUUUAGUCAAUUGCAAUUUGUAUUUUUUUUUUCUUCUUGAAAAAGAAGACCAAAUAGUAGAAUAAUGGUACAUGGUACUACUACUAAACAAAUGAUAAAUUUCUGCCAAAAUUUCUGAUGGUUGGCUGGCUGCCCAGAAAUUUCAACAAUCAAACCAACUACUCCUACUACUACUCCCUCUAUUUGGAUACUUGUACCCAUCACUCUUUUUUUUUUCCUCCACACUCUUUUAUAAACCUCUUCCACCCCUCUUUUUCCUUCUUCCUACCUCCCCUGUUUUUCUCUCUCCUCCCCUGUUUUCUCCCACCAUUCAACCAAAUUAUAUUCAUGUAACACACUAACAUCACAAACCACCCUUACUACAUUACACCAGCAUUCUAUGGAGCCACCGCCUCCGCCUCCGCUAUCUCUAUCGCCUUCGCCACCAGUCCUCCACAUUCACCACCCGGGAAACAACAGUUUCCCGGUCAUCGCAAUUGCCGUGAUCGGCAUUCUAGCAAUCGCAUUGCUCCUAUUCAGCUACUACAUUUUCGUCAUCAAAUGCUGCUUAACUUGGCAUAGAGUUGAUAUUUUCAAUCGCUUCUUCUCACGCGUUAGAGACCCUAGUACUGAUACAGCUUCAUUGACGACUCCUACACUAUCCCCGGACGGCAACACUGCCGUCCAAAAAGGACUCGACGAGGCCCUCAUCCGAUCGAUACCCGUCAUAGAGUUUCGGAAGCUGGUUACAGAGCGUAAGCAGCAUGAGCACGAUAUUGUAACAUCAGUUGAACCCGCAGCCUCGUACGAGUGCUCGGUUUGUCUCAGCGAAUUUGAGGAGGGCGAGAGGUUACGAGUUAUUCCGUAUUGUUGUCACGCGUUUCAUAUCGACUGUAUUGAUGUUUGGUUACAAAGUAACGCUAAUUGUCCGCUUUGUAGAUCAGGGAUUUCCCCUGCUUCUAUUUUGUACAAUACUCAACAACAUUUGAUUCAUUUUCCUCCACCAUUUCAACCCCAGAAACCUUCUAACGACGACGACAACGAUAGCGAUAACGAUAAUGAUACUGAUGAUGAUGAUGAUUUUGUGGUGAUUGAGAUUCAGGGGAAUAAUUUGGAUGAACCCAGAUUGGUAACUAGUGGAGAAUCAAGAAAAGGGAGGAAGAAAUUGGGGCAUGUUUAUAGUUUGGGAGAUGAAUUGAUUGAUAUGAGAAAGAAAGACGAAGAAUUUGAGGUGGUUCAACCAAUAAGAAGGUCAAUUUCAAUGGAUUUGUCAAAGGAGAGAGAAUAUUGCUUCGAAAUUCGAGAAUGUUGUAGGAGUAAUAUGGAAGUAAGUGAGGUAAGUAGUAGUAGUAGUAACAGCAAAGUUAGAAGAUCUAUCUUUUCAUUUGGUUAUGGAAGAAGUAGUUCAUCAAGAUGCUCUGUUCAACCUGUUCAUUUGGAUCCAUGAUUUUUUUUAUAAUUAAUUUCUUUUAUUUUUUUAUAUCGAGGGAGGGACGGGUUUGAUUAGCACGGAUACCAACGAGUUUAAUUGGUUAUAAUCUUGGUAUUAUUAUCCUUUGCGGCUUUUUUUAGGCCAAAAAAAUAUUGUUUGAUUAGUGUAAGUUAGGAUGUACAAGUUUUUAGAAAUAUAUAUUUGGAAGGGUGUAAGAAUGGGAUAGGUUGUUAUAGAGACAAUUUAGUUGAAAUUUCAUUCAAUUGUUUGGUA